CCGGAGGCGGGGAUUUACAAAACAUACUUGAGGCGAGAAGCAGGACACAUGCCCACCAAAAAGAAUUCAGGCAGUAGCUAGCAACUGAAAUAACUCGUGCAGAUACAGUCACUAAUUCGCUAUCUUGGAGGGAGCCAACUAGAACUAGAUGACAUUCUGACUCUGAAAAGUGGAAAAUCGGAUUAACAUUCAAGACUGCGCACCUCGCGUAAUCAUCUUGUCAACUGGUGGCGUUACUUCUUUCCUACUAGAAACUGCCUGCUUAGCUGUCAGACGACAGUUAGGUCGGGUGCACAUUUUCUAAUUCACGUUUCUCGUUAGUUCUUUUUGCAUAUUUUUAAGCUUGUAGCCUGGAACUUGGAUGCGUUUGGAGACAGAAGUCUAAUCUGCAAUCCCAGUGAGUGAGCUGUCAGUCUUUAGUGAGCUAAGAAAGUGAGCUACAGAGGACAGCACUCGUGUGGAUUUUAUUGAUUUGGACUUGGGGUUUUCUUUUUGGUGUCUACGCGGCUAAUUUAACCAUGCCAAAUAAUUGCAGUCUUUCGGAACUUUUUAUUUCUAUUGGCUGACUUAAUUAGCUGUGACGGUCAGGGCAACCUUAAUAACACUAGCUAGCUAGGCUAGUUGGUAUAGAAAUAGUAGAUCUAGCAUUGUAGUUGUUGGAAGUGCCAUUAACGGGUUAGCUGGUAGUGACAAACUGUUGUGACCAGCAACCUAGCCAAACAAUUUUCCAACGUUGUCUUUUUUUAACGCGAGGUCAUAACAGCAAUCAGCUGUUGCACGUCAUUUUCUUACAACUACAACUCAACUGUUUGUUUGACCUGGUCAAACGAUGUCGGGGAAGGACCAAAAAGAAAAACAAUCUACCACGGAGCGGCUCAUCAAAACGGUGCCACUGCCGCCCGCCCAGCGCCUGACGCUGAAGGACCUGUAUGUGGACGGCAAGCCCAACCCUGAGGUGCUGCGCAGCCACCUGGUGAAGGAGGGCCGCGUGGAGGAGGAGGUGGCCCUGCGCAUCAUCAACGAUGGCGCCAACGUCCUGCGCCAGGAGAAGUGCAUGCUGGAGGUGGAGGCACCAAUCACAGUCUGUGGUGAUGUCCACGGGCAGUUCUUCGACCUCAUGAAGCUGUUUGAGGUGGGCGGCUCACCCGACAACACGCGCUAUCUCUUCUUGGGAGACUACGUAGACCGAGGCUACUUCAGUAUUGAGUGUGUGCUAUACCUCUGGUCGUUGAAAAUCACCCACCCCACAACCCUCUUCAUGUUGAGGGGCAACCAUGAGUGCCGGCAUCUAACAGAGUACUUCACCUUUAAACAAGAAUGUAAAAUCAAGUAUUCGGAGCGGGUAUAUGACGCUUGCAUGGACGCGUUCGACUGCCUGCCUCUGGCGGCGCUCCUCAACCAGCAGUUCCUGUGUGUCCACGGCGGCCUCUCUCCAGAAAUCAACUGUUUAGACGACAUUAGAAAAUUAGACAGAUUUAAGGAGCCCCCGGCGUUUGGGCCCAUGUGCGACCUGAUCUGGGCGGACCCAGGUGAGGACUACGGUAGCGAGAAGACCCAGGAGUACUUCAACCACAACUCUGUGCGAGGUUGCUCCUACUUUUUCAGUUAUGCGGCAGUAUGCGACUUCCUGACAAACAAUAAUUUGUUGUCGGUAAUAAGAGCGCACGAAGCACAAGACGCAGGGUAUAGGAUGUACAGAAAAAGCCAGACGACGGGUUUCCCAUCACUAAUCACAAUCUUCUCCGCACCAAACUACCUAGACGUCUACAAUAAUAAAGCUGCUGUAUUAAAGUACGAGAAUAACGUCAUGAACAUCCGGCAGUUUAACUGCUCUCCUCACCCGUACUGGCUGCCCAACUUCAUGGACGUCUUCACGUGGUCUCUGCCUUUCGUCGGAGAGAAAGUAACGGAGAUGCUGGUGAAUGUUUUGAACAUCUGCUCCGAUGACGAGCUGAUGACUGAGGGCCAUGAUGACCUCUGUGAAGGUUUAACCCCUCAAGUUCGCAAAGAUGUCGUCAUCCGGAACAAGAUCCGCGCUAUUGGGAAGAUGGCCCGCGUCUUCUCCGUCCUCAGGGAGGAGAGUGAGAGUGUACUGACUCUCAAGGGCCUCACCCCCACUGGUACCCUACCUCUUGGAGUGUUGUCAGGUGGCAAGCAGACCCUACAGAGUGCUACCUUAGAGGCCAAGGAGGCCAAAGGUAUGCCUUGGUCCCUGUGGGGACAGCCCUGUAUGUGUAGCAUACAGUGCCUUGUGUUGGUGUUACUGUGUGUGUCGUGUGAUACUCCCUUCCCCAGUGCAAUUGUGAACUUUUGUAUCGUUUCCCUCCCACUGUGAUUCUGCUCAGCAUCUCCCUUUGUGACUUGAUAAGACUGUGAGUGAACCAUGAACACUGGAUGUGCUUGCACCAACAGUUUGUUUUCUUUCGCAAGGACAGUUUGCUUCAAGACAGUUGUCUUGGCGUAAACGGGCAUCACGGUCAGGCAUUUUAUUGGCAGGAAGAGAGAGGGUGUUGUGUGAAGGGUAAAGGAGGCCGUGGAGAAGUGAAUGUGGUGGAUGAUGACUGGCUGCGCUGCUGCUGCUGACUAUGCGGUCGGUCUGACGCUGUAGUGAAUUAAACCCUGAUCCACUUCCUGUUCCCGCCCCUACCGUAGGGGUCAUGAGCAUCCCUGGGGCCGCCUGCCCGCCCGCCGCGCCGCGCUGAGCUGGGCUGAGCCGCCUGCCGGCACCUGUUGACCAUAAGGAGAACUUCCUCCUCUCCCUUCUCCUCCCCUCCCCCCACCUUCCCCAACACCCAGCCUGGCUCUGAGCGCGGGCCCUAAGCAGUAGUGCUGGUUAAUACCUGGCAAGUGUGCCGCUGAUAGGCUUGGGUUCGGAGGACCUCGCUUUUCCCAGGGGAUAUUUUCAGACUCCUAAUCUCGUUAGGUCGCAAGUCUCUCUCUCUCUCUCUCUCUCUCUCUCUCUCUCUCUCUCUCUCUCUCUCUCUCUCUCUCUCUCUCUCUCUCUCUCUCUCUCUCUCUCUCCCUCUCGUUCUCUCUCUCUCUCUCUCUCUCUCUCUCUCUCUCUCUCUCUCUCUCUCUCUCUCUCUCUCGUUCUCGCUCUCUCUUGCUCUCUCUCUCGUCUGUCCCUAUGGUCCACCACUACCCCCCUCACCCAGAAUAACAUCUUUGCCUGCCCCACCCCAUCCCAUCCCAUCCCACCCCACCCCACCUCUACCUAGCAGUGCUGGAGGGUUAAGGCCCAGCCAGGACAGACACUCCUUGUGACAGGCUGUUGUGUAAACACUUAGUGCCCUGGAGGCAAGGAGAAGCACAUUCACACACACACACACACACACACACACACACACACACACACACACACACACAUACGCACGCACGUGCGCGCAUGCAUGCACAAACGGGGACAGACAACACAAACAUAGAGAGAGAGAGAGAGAGAGAGAGAGAGAGAGAGAGAGAGAGAGAGAGAGAGAGAGAGAGAGAGAGAGAGAGAGAGGGAGAGGGAGAGAGUACUGUACAUGAGGAGAAAAUCAGCAGUAAGGGGAAGGAAGGGGGGCAUUUCUGGGGCAUGCUCACAACUUCCCAGAAGAGGCAGCUAAUGCAGCAAGGCCACUAGGUUCAUGGUGAUCUACAUUCCAAAUGUGACUGUCAUGGUGUUGUGUCAUGUGCAUGCUUGUUUGUUGGUGUUAGUGUUGGUGUGUGUCAAUGGUGAUAUUAGGCUUAAGAGCUGCGUUUUUGAGAAGGCUGAUUCUUUGAGUUACUGAAAGAGUAGCUUUCUAUGUGUGCUGGUUAGGGGUGUAAAUGACAUUCUCCAUGACGAUACGAUUCAAUAUUGAUUUCACGAUUAUUUUUUAUAUUUAAGAAUGCCCCGCAAAAUUAUACGAUUUGAUUCGUUUUUUUUUUCAAUUACUUUUCCACUUAUAUUAUGUUGCACAAUUAACAGCUAGGGCAUUGUGCAGGGGCCAGCGAUUCGAUUAUUUUCUAUACUUCAGAAUGCCCCACAAUAUGAUAUGAUUCGAUUCGAUUCAAUUGCUGGCCGUAGGAUCGAUGCAUCAAUACAUAUGGAUUAUUGUUUACACCCCUAGCGCUGGUUUUGUUUUGCAUGUGUCCUGUGCAAGUACUGCCCUGUAGAUUUGACUUUGUUGUGCUGUGUGUGUUGUGCUGAGUCUGUUGGGGGUUGACCUCCUUUCUAAAUAGUGGCAGUGCUCUGGCUGUUGUGAUUAAGAAAUUAGGUGUUGUGUUUGAUGUCAUCACUGACGUACUUAAGUGGUUAAUUGCGAAAUAUGAAUUACAGGUACAUCCUUAUUAAUGACAUACCGUGCAUCAUUAGCAGUCCUUGAUUUGCAAUUAGGGACCUUUGCUAACACUUUAUUUUAGGGAUACAUCUAUAAGCACUAAUACAUACAAUGUUAAUGCCUGCAUAAGUAACUUGUAAGGCAUGUACUAAGCAAAUGCUAAGGCCUACUAGGUCCUUACUAAGGUUAAAUUGGUAAUAAAUCCCUUAUUGUGCAUGAACAAGACAUUUGCGAAUACAUGCCUAACAAAUGUUUGAUUUUGCUUUGUACACACCUUACAAGUUACUUAUACAGGAAUAUUGUAUGUAUUAUGUUAUUAUGUAUUAAUAGAUGUAUCCCUAAAAUAAAGUGUUACCGGACCUUCAUGUUAUUCCCAGUGAAGCAAGCAUCUCGCUUAAGAUCACUCACAUUCGCUGUGUUACAUUAUUAUAUCCUGUCAUGAUUUUAUUAACUUCUGAUGUUCUUACUUUUUGCGGCAAUUACUAUGGUAAGCUGUAUUGACGUGUACUUUGUUCAUUGCGCAUGUUUGUGUUGUGCAUUGUGCUGUGGGUUUACAAAGUAUUACCUGACCAAGUGUAUAUAAAGUAACGUUGAUGGGAUUUGUAACUUUAUGAAAAAGCAUGCAACCUGACUUUCUUCCUUAUGACGUUUACUGUAUUUUUUCAAAUAUUUAAUGGUUUUUGUAAGCCUUUCCUUGGUUAGAGGUAAAUAAUGUCUGAUUACUGAUCAUUUCUUGCUCUGUUUUGGCGGUUUGACACGCUACAUUUUUAGUCCCUAAUGCUCCCUCUCUCUCCCUCUCUAUCUCUCUCUCCCUCUCUAUCUCUCUCUCUCCCUGGUUUUUACCUCCUCUCUCUCCCCCUCUAUCUAUCUCUCUCUCCCUGGUUUUUACCUCCUCUCUUUCCCUAAUCUUCUGGCAGCCAUUCAAGGUUUUUCUCCCACAAGAAAGAUCCGGAACUUCGAGGAGGCCCGGGGCUUGGACAGAAUCAACGAGCGGAUGCCACCUCGG
Engraulis encrasicolus (European anchovy) is the source of this 5301-nucleotide messenger RNA. RefSeq names its product protein phosphatase 3, catalytic subunit, gamma isozyme, a (gene ppp3cca). The coding region runs from base 830 to 2335 and encodes 501 amino acids. Gene Ontology annotation, molecular function: calmodulin binding; calmodulin-dependent protein phosphatase activity. Gene Ontology annotation, cellular component: cytoplasm; calcineurin complex. Lineage: Eukaryota; Metazoa; Chordata; Actinopteri; Clupeiformes; Engraulidae. The transcript has 13 exons. Gene Ontology annotation, biological process: calcineurin-mediated signaling. The record is from RefSeq and is a predicted model, not a curated record.